UCAUUAAUUUUAGACCACAUCACUUUGAUUUUCAACGUCCAUCUAACAAGUCCAAAAAUGGCCUGUUCCUGCUGUAGUAUCAAAGUGCUGUUUAUUGUGUUGAUAUGUAGUGUCGUCUUUUUUAUUGUGUCUCUUCUACUCGCGUUUGUGGCGUUUCCAGACAUUCUUUACUCGGAAGUCAAUAAAGCUACGAGGCUUGACGAAGGUACGGAGCAGUAUGACCGGUUUCUUGAUCUACCAUUUCCACUCACAUUCAAAGUUUAUCUUUUUAAUGUUGAAAAUCCAGAUGAAAUUUUAAAGGGUACUGCCAAACCGAAAUUAAGUGAAAAAGGACCUUAUAUUUACAAGCAAUACAGACACAAAAAAAUAUUAGAAAUAGAUGAGGACGAAGAUACAAUUUCAUAUACCCAAAUGGAAACAUUUGAAUUCGAUGCUGAAUCGUCGGCACCUUUGACAGAGGAUGAUAUGAUAACUGUUUUAAAUCCUCCUCUGAUGUCAGUUUACCACCUUGCAGAAGGCUUCAUGUUAGCAGGAGCAGUAGAUAAAUGUAUAAGGCCCACGUUUCCAGCGGGUUAUGACGAAAUUUUUAUUAAGGUGCCUGUAAGACAUCUGAUGUUCGAAGGCUUCAAUUUUUGCAGAAAUAAGGGUAGUGACUUGUGUUCUCUUGUCAACGACAUUGUGUGUACAAUAGCAUCAACAAAACGAAACUCUGAUAUUUUGGCUGAUUAUUCGCUACAAUUUUCAUUCCUCAAUUAUAAAGUGAGAGAACCCGACGGCAAGUAUACUGUAAAACGAGGUCUCGAUGACAUCGAUCGUUUAGGUUAUAUAUCGGCCUGGAACGGCAUGAAAUAUACCAGCUACUGGGGGGACGGUACUACAUGUAGUGAAGUCAGAGGAACUGAUUCAACACUUUAUCCUCCGAGAAUUACUAAAGACAAUGAAUUUUAUAUCUUUGCCACAGAUAUUUGCAGGUCCGUAAAAAUUAAUUAUAUACGAGAAGAAACUUAUAGAGAUGUAGAUGGCUACAUGUUUGGUACAGAUAAGAACACACUGCAGCCCUCUACUAAUAAUUCAGAAGCUGACUGCUUUUGUACGAAGCAAAGUAAAGAUGUCGAUGGUCAAAAUAGCUGCUUUUUAGACGGUGUUAUAGAUAUGCAAAGUUGUUUUGGUGUUCCAGUACUGUUUUCCUUCCCACACUUUUUGUGGGCUGAUGAAAAAUAUUUAAAUGGUGUAGAUGGACUAAGUCCUAAUGAAGAAGCACACAGGACUUAUCUUUUAGUUGAACCAAACACAGGAACUCCCUUAAAGGGAGUUAAAAGAAUUCAGCUAAAUGCGGUUAUUAGACCCAUUGCUGGGAUAAAAUCUUUGAUUGAUACCACAAAGGCUGUUUUACCUUUGCUAUGGAUAGAAGAAGGGGUUGCAUUGACUGAAGAAUAUACAGAUGAACUACAUUCAAAAUACUUUGAUAAAGUUCAAAUACUAGAUGGGUUCAAGUGGGCACUGAUUGCAGUAUCUGCAUUGCUCGUAGUCAUAUUUGGAGUACUAGUGGUUAGAAAGAGGUUUUUCAAUAAUACUGGCCAACCUGAUGGGUUGUAAUAUAUUUAUUUGUUGAGUGUAUAUAAAUAAAUAUUUUUUAUUAACUCAAA
Zophobas morio is the source of this 1646-nucleotide messenger RNA. Its product is annotated as sensory neuron membrane protein 2-like. The record is from RefSeq and is a predicted model, not a curated record. Bases 58 to 1596 code for a protein of 512 amino acids. NCBI's taxonomy places the organism in Eukaryota, Metazoa, Arthropoda, Insecta, Coleoptera, Tenebrionidae. Gene Ontology annotation, cellular component: membrane; cytoplasm. Gene Ontology annotation, molecular function: scavenger receptor activity. The transcript is spliced from 9 exons.